GCAGUUUAUCGAACACACAUGAUCACACAACCAUCUGCAGCAACAUUAAGACUGAAAUAGUGGCGUUGCUAGUGAGCGGGCAGUUUUGGCAAAGCAAAAACCUACACAGCAGGUUUUAGAUGAUUUGUUGAAGAAAAGUAUGAGUAAAGGUGGAAAUGAUCACACAGCGGAAGCUGCAAUACUAGCAUAUUUGAAUCGGGAGAAUCGGCCUUACAGUGCUAUAGACAUCUUCAAUAAUCUCCACAAAGAAUAUGGUAAAACUGCAGUGGUGCGUGCAUUAGAGAGCAUGGCUGAGAAGGGAUCCAUCAAGGAAAAGGUGUAUGGAAAGCAAAAAGUGUACCUGCCUGAUCAGUCCGGAUUUCCAGUGGUAGAUGAUGCAGAGCUUAAGAAAAUGGAUAUGCAAAUAAACCAAAUGACAGAGAAGCUGAAGGGGAGCCAAGGCUCUUUGCACACCAUGGAGAAUGAGAUAAAAACUCUAAAGAGCUCACUGACCACAGAACAAGCAAUGGACCGCUUACAGGCAAUUGAGGAUGAAUGUGAGCGCUAUCAGCAUAGGCUAAAGAAGAUUAAGGGUGUGAGCAAUGCAGUGUCACCUGAAGAAAAGGACAAGAUCUACAAGGCAAAAGCACAUUAUAUGAAAGAAUGGAGGAAACGGAAGCGAAUGACAAUGGACGUGCUUAAUGCAAUUCUUGAUGGUUAUCCAAAGAGCAAGAAAGAGCUCCUGGAGGAAAUUGGACUUGAAACAGAUGAAGAUUGUGGUGUGUGCAUGCCCAAGACUUAAUAACCUUUAUGUGUUGAACACCACCGAGAAACUACAUUUUUAUGGAGUUGAAAAUAAUUUAUUGUGUGCUAAGUGCUAAUAUCUCAAUUAACAUUUUACGGGUAUCCAUGCCUGUAUUUGUGUAAAUAUUAACACAUUCCAACCUUUCAGUUUUUAUAUGGAUGUAUAUCAUUAAGAUGUCUUCUGGCCAAUGUUAUCUAUAGCUUCGAUUGCUCGACUCUAGUAAGGUGCAUGCUGAAACAUGUAACUAAUGAAGCUUUAUAGAUGAGUAUAAUGUGAAGCCAAUUUCAGUUUAAAUUUGAAACCAGAUUUCUGGCUCGUUGUGUAUGUAUGCACAUGGUAUUGAUUUUUGACUCGUUGAUAAGUCAGUUUAAAAGUAGAUAAAGACAAUUUCUACUUAUUUGAGGCACAUGUAUUAUAGUUGUGAUUAGCCCUAAUAGUGAAAAAAAUACAAAGCAUUGCAUAAGUGUACCACACAAUAAGUGAGAAUCAGUUAAACAGUUAACAGGUUUCAAGUUACUAUAAAAAUGUGUGAAUGUUUUAUUUACUAUGUUUUUAACAUGUGUUCAUGACACUGCUAGCAAUACCAACAUGCCAUCAGUGUUUCACAUUUCGUUCCUACAUAUCCUAUUAAUUGACAAUUACACUCAUCAUAGUUGCAUGCAUUUCUAUAACUAUUGCUAUAUUUAUACAAGUAAACAUGGGUAUUAAAAUAGUAAAAUGAGUCAUAUUGGGUAUACAUUUUCUCUUAUGCAAUAAUAGUACCUAAUUGAUUAAGAAUUUGAAAAGGUAAUGUAGUAGUAAACUAAAUCAAAAAGCAAGCAGUAAGCAAGAAAACACGUUAAAAGACGUUAUGGCAACAAUAGUCAGCAACAGGCCAAUAUUUAUAAAAAGUUGCAUCUAUAUAUAUAUACAGUUUUACCAUUAAAUUUGCAAUUAUUUUUGCCAAAAUGUUACCUAGGCGAUUUGUAACUUCUGUAGGCCUAAUGAGUGAUAUACAGGCUUCCAGACUUUAGGCUGUGAAGUCUUUCCGUGUUCCUACAACGGAGAAAUAAUUAUUGCAAAUAAAGAGCACAAGACAGCUUGGAAACACUGGUAAUUCUGAUAAAUUAUUAAUUAUAGAUAACAAUCUUGAUCAGCAUGUA
This is a messenger RNA of Priapulus caudatus, 1926 nucleotides long. RefSeq names its product homologous-pairing protein 2 homolog. The record is from RefSeq and is a predicted model, not a curated record. NCBI's taxonomy places the organism in Eukaryota, Metazoa, Priapulida, Priapulimorpha, Priapulimorphida, Priapulidae. Gene Ontology annotation, biological process: homologous chromosome pairing at meiosis; meiotic joint molecule formation; meiotic strand invasion involved in reciprocal meiotic recombination. Gene Ontology annotation, cellular component: DNA recombinase auxiliary factor complex; condensed nuclear chromosome. The coding region runs from base 140 to 781 and encodes 213 amino acids. Gene Ontology annotation, molecular function: recombinase activator activity; double-stranded DNA binding. The transcript is spliced from 10 exons.